Molecule: messenger RNA, 1115 nt
Organism: Priapulus caudatus
Lineage: Eukaryota; Metazoa; Priapulida; Priapulimorpha; Priapulimorphida; Priapulidae
Product: zinc finger protein 593-like
Exons: 3
Coding region: 117-539 (140 amino acids)
Molecular function (GO): zinc ion binding; nucleic acid binding
Source: RefSeq, a predicted model, not a curated record
GUCUCAGUAGUUUUUGAUCAACAUUGGUGUACCACGUGUUUAGCACUGUUUGCGUUUUGUUUUUCGCAUAGGUUUUGGGUUAAAACGAUCAUUGUUCUCAGAAAUCCGAACUCGAAAUGGGUACGCCAGCUGGACGACGUAAGAAAAAGGCAGGACAAAAAGGUUCAAGUCAUCUAACAAAAAUUAUGAAAACUAAGCGAAAAACGAAAGAUCACGACCAAAUACACGAUGAUUUGGUACCUUGUGUAGCGGAUAAGAUGCUCAACCAGGACGUCGACCACGACAAGCCCGGUGCAGCCCAGCAUUACUGCAUUACCUGCGCUAGAUACUUCCAGGACGAAAAAGCAUUGAAGGAGCACUUUAGAACAAAGCCGCAUAAGAGAAGGAUUAAGGCCCUUCAGACCGAACCCUACUCGCAGAAGGAAGCAGACGCAGCAGCAGGGAUGGGUUCCUAUCACCUUAGACAGAAGGUUGACGUGAAAACGCAAGCGUUGAAGUCGGAUCAGGCGGCAAAGAUGGAUGAAACAGAAACGACAUAGUAGAGUCUGCUUCCUGCGCAUCCGUCGAAAUGUACGUCUAGCUAACAUGUGCAUUAUUAUAGAAAUCAUAUGGUUUUUCAUUCAUGGUUUAUGGGAAAAGGGUUAUGAAAAUUGUUUCAUUCAUCUUUUUAAUUCAGUAAAAUUUUCAAGGUCGACAUUUAUUAUACUAUAAGCUUGCAAACUGCAAAGUUUAACACGACUUGAGCAUACAUAGAUAGCCAAGUGAUGUCACCUUAUUGUAUAUGAACUGUCUAGAUAUAAGUGGAUGAGGCAUUCAUGUUUGUGUACUGAUAUUGUUAGUUAUGCUGGUUACCAGUUAAAAUAGUGUAUAUAAUAUAUGUACAUACAUGCUGAAAGCACCCGGCCUCACUUGUUGCCGAUGUGCAAACCUGAUUUAAUAAGAUGCACAAGCACUCGUUAGUACUGUAGUAAGAAUUAACAGUAGUCUUUGUUAGGAAAAUUGUGACAAAUUAGCUGUGUAUGCAGAUGUGUGUUGGCAUUGUAUGGUGAUGGAAUGUUUUUUCUCUUAAUGUAUGAACACCUGUAAUAUAGAAAAGAUUUUUUGGAAUAUUUCAA